Nicotiana tabacum (common tobacco) is the source of this 1391-nucleotide messenger RNA. RefSeq lists its product as uncharacterized. NCBI's taxonomy places the organism in Eukaryota, Viridiplantae, Streptophyta, Magnoliopsida, Solanales, Solanaceae. The record is from RefSeq and is a predicted model, not a curated record.
CCUAAGUCAUCCCCUGCUGUCUUUACCUCGGCUAGUCCGCACUCCAAAAACCAUCAAAAGGUGUUUGCUUCUCACUCUUGUAAGUCUCAAACUCCUUUCAAGAAUGAGAACCAAAUCUGUAACUGGGGCGGGUUUCUUCCUGCUGUUGAUCCUUACGACGUCAGAUGGGUUCCAGUCCGACGAGCUUCUCGUCGACGAUGAAGAGUUCGGUCUCGAAGGUGGAAUCCGAUCCCGUGCAGCUGAUCCCAAUGACGUCAAAGUAGGUUCAGCACCUUCUUCUCCUGUUCAGUCGACCCGGAAGAGGUCUACCGGGUCGGGUUCCGAUUCAGAUUCGAAGAUCCAGUUCACUCUAGAACAUGCCUUCGGUGACUCAGAUUUCUUCCCCGCCGGCACCUUCACUGCUCGCAUCAAAUCUCCUUCUCAUGGUUCCCAGACGCAAACGCUGACAAAGCUUCGCUUCUCCAGAAAUGCUUUUACUGAAACAGAGAAGGAGGAUUUCAAAAAACUUUUGAAAGGUGAUGACUUUUACAGAAUAAGAGUACCGUCAAAAGUAUUGAACCUUCCUGGAAGAGAAUAUGUUCUUUCCUCGGUGAAAGCAAGGUGUCUUCCUCGGGAUGGUUUGGAGGAGCACUUUGUCAUACAUAUGGACGGUGUGAAUAUUUUGGCUGUUAAUUAUGGUUCCCCUGGUGCAUGCCAAUACCCUCGUCAAUUGAAGCUUCCUGCAAAAUGGUCCUUUAACUCUCACACAGUCCUAAAACCUACUGAACAGGCACCCAGAACACCUAUAUUUUCAGAAGCUGUUGUUGGGGAGAAUGGAGAGGGUGAAGAAAUUCAGCCUCCAGAGAGAUCUUUCUGGGCUAAAUAUUGGAUGUAUUUGAUCCCUCUCGGACUCAUUGUUAUGAAUGCUAUGACACAAGCGAUGAACAUGGCCGAAGAACAGACUAGCGGACAAGCAGGGGCCCAAGGACAACAGGUUAUUGGAGCUCAACGUGCACAAAGUACUGUGGUACGAAGAAGAUGAUAGCAACUUGCAGAUCCCCUGGAUUUUCGAUCUUCAAGAUGGUAAUACUGCGGAAUCAGGCCCGUUGGUUCUGAUUGAAAUAUCCAUUGAUAUGCUUUUGUGGGGUGAACAAUUAACCUCUGCAAUGAUUUGAGGGGAGUAAGGGCAUUUUGAGUCAUCAGUUAUUUUUGAUUGACAUGAUUGAGUGGUUAGUAUACAUUUUCUUCCUCUCUUAUGGAAGAUAUUUGUAGGUUUUGAUCGUUACAUUUGUACCCAUCUUUGAGUGUCGCUGAAGGAUACUUUCCUAAAAUGAUGGCAGAUGUAAAACAUAGGUCUAUAUCCUUGAUUUCAAUAGUUUGUACUAUUUAUUUUAAAGUUUUCCACUUGAACA